CCGCCUCGACGCCGCAGGAGCGCCUCCUUCUGAUCGCUAAUCGCAGGUGAGCGCAGGAGAGGGCGUGAGGGUGCCGCUGUGGGCUGCUGUGGGUGGCUGUGGCGUGUGGAGGGUGUGGCGUGGUCGAGGGGGGAGCCGUGUCUCUUCUGGCGUGGUGUCGGUUGUUGUGCGUUACUUGCCGUUUGGUGACGGUUGAGAGAGUCUCGGUUGGUUGACGCUGCUGAGCUCGGUUGUGUGUGUGCCUGGAUGUGAUGUGUGUGCUGGGGAAUGGGAGGCUCACCUGUGUUGUGUUGGUUUGGUGUCCUGUUAGGUGUGUGUUUCCUGUCUGUCAAGUUUCUUUGUUGGUUGCCGUUGGUUAUCGUAGCUGCUUCGAGUUGAUUGAUUGAAGGAGAGUUGUUGUUGAGUUGAGAGGAGAUGAGUACCGGUCAGUCAGCUGACAGGCGCACACACCACAUAUAUAUCGCCUGUCUGUCUGUCUGGAUGUGGCCGUGUGUGUGUGUGUGCAGGUGAAGACCAGACGCCCGACAGUGACCACCAUCACCUCCCUCUCCACCCCCACCACCACCAUGAUGGUCUGCCGUUCCUGCCCAGCCAGCUCUCUAUGAUGCCUGACGGAUACACCGGUAAGUAAAACACCACACCACGAUCACAAUCACAAUCACACACAUCCGUUGUGCAUCUUCUGUGUUGAUGUGCGCCAUGCACGCACCCACACACGCAGAUCUGCCCCCGAUUGCCGCGCCAUCGCCGUCGCUCAGGUACUAGCGGGCACCGGACACGCACAGAAUGCCUGUGACCACACAGAUUGUGCAUGUGGAUGGCGUCCAUCUCGUAUAGGGACUUCACUCGUGGUGCGUGGACGGCCGAGGAGGAUGCGACGCUGGCCGGACUCGUCCAGACCCUCGGGGCGCGCAAGUGGAGCGAGAUCGCCAAACGAAUGCCCGGUGCGGACAAGGGAGCGUUUCUGCCUUUCAAUGCAUUGCUCCCAUCCCUGGAUCUCUCUCUCUCUCUCUGUGUGUGUGUGUGUGGUCAGGUCGUAUAGGCAAGCAGUGCCGUGAGCGUUGGCACAACCACCUCAACCCCAAUGUCAAGAAGGAGCAGGUGCGCCAGGCAGCCAGCGAGAAGAAGCACAUCCAGCCAGCCAUCCAAUCAUCCAUCCUUUUCGUGUUCUGAUGUCCGACUGGUUGCGUGUGUGUGUGUGGUGUGUAUUGUAUUGUAUUGUAUUGUGUGGUCAGUGGUCGGAGGAAGAGGACGUCCACCUGAUGGAGCUGCACGCCAGGCUCGGCAACAAAUGGUACGGACGCCACACACACACACACACACAGACACGUGUGUGCGAUGGAUCUAUGUGUGUGUGUGUGUGUGUGUAUGCCUCGGUCGGGGAUCCAUCCACCAGGGCGGAGAUAUCGCGUCACUUCGACGGGCGCACCGACAACAAUGUCAAGAACAGAUGGAACAGCACACUCAAGUAACCCCACACACACACCAGCACCCACACAAACACGCCCACGAUUCUUUCUUGGCUCAUCAUCCACGCGUCCGUCGAUGCGAUGCAGGCGUAAGGUGGCGUCGCUCUUCAACGAUCCCGACAACCCCAAGCACUCCAGGGUCCGUCCAUCCAGCCAGCCAGCAAUCCAGCCAUCCAGAGCAUCCAGACAUCUCGUGUGGACACGUGUGUGUGUGUGUGUCUCAUUUCAAUCAUCGUUCGUCGUUAUCUGUCUGCAGGCGCUGCGUGAGGCCUGGCCCCGUGUGAAGGACCUCUAUGAGGGACGGGUGAGCGUAGCGACCAGCCAACACCUGACCUGCACACCAACACACGUGACGUAGCAACAUCCAUCACGGUGCAAUCAGUGCAUUCAUGUGUGUGUGUGUGAAUGUCUGCAGGGCUGCACCGAGUCGUAUUUCUCGGACUUCGUUGACCCGGCCAAAGGCGGCGCUGAACGGGCAGUCGUUCCCUCUGAGGUGCGCACUUUCAUUCCCCUCCCCCACCCCCACCCUCCCCCGACCCUCUCCCUCUGUGUGUGCAGGGUCAGGGUCGUCCGCCGACGCGCCACCGCAACGCCAAUCGCAAGAAGAAGCGCUCCGACGACAGUGACGAAGACGAUGCCAGCAAUAAGGGAGAGGUACGAGCACACUGACACAGAGAGGGGGAGGGAGACACACACAUAUGUGUGGAUACGUCACGUCUUGUCUGGGCGUGCGCUGCAGGGUCUUCCGUCGCUGACGCUGCCGAUCCCGUCAGUGCACUACGGUGGAGAGGAGGGCGGGGCACACGUGGCGAAGCGGCUGCAGAAGAUGCAAGGAGUGGUACAUGCAUAACCAACCACCCCCUCUCCCCUCCACACAGCCGUCUGUGUGUCUGUCUGUGUCUGUCAGGCUGCGCAUCCGUAUGCUCAGUGGGGCAGCAUGGUGCAUCCGCCGUCGUCUGGUUCGUACGUCUUGUCUCCGGUGGCCCAGCAGAACGGCACGCCCACACCGCAGGGACACCCGUCACCAUCCACUUACCACCCGUUCGCCGCCAUGGUGAGUCGCCACGUGACGACAAGUGUUGUGUUAUGCAUGUGUGUGUGUGUGUGUGUGUGUUGCCUUGGUCAGCCGCCCCCUCUGCAGCACCAGGCGCUCAUGGCUCUGCUCACCGGCCACUCGCUCUCCGCCGACACCAGCAAAGGAGGUGGGUAUCCAUUCACCCUUACACGCCUGCCCUGCCUGAUGCACUCACCAUUGAUGGCGGUUCUGUGGCCCAUUCGUUUAUGCAGCCGCGGCUCUGCCCCCCAUCGACCCCGAUGCCCUGGCGCAGGCCUACCACAUGGUCCUCACUGGCACCACCCAGCAGCAGCAGCAGCAGCAGGCAGCUCCUGCGCCGGCGGCCGGGAGGAGCGGCGACGGACAGACACAGACACCGCAGGGGAAAGAUGAGACGUACGUGCGGAUGGACACACACGUGGAUGGAGGGGGACGCGGGCAUAUGCGCUUGUGUGUGUGUGGUGCUAUGUGUGUGUCAGGAUGGGCGGCGCGGCUGCGAGUAGUAGUGUGGUUGUGAAGCAGGAGCCCGUUGACGAUGAUGUAAGAGAGUCCCCCACUGGAGAAUCUUUCAUCUUUCCUUCACACACUUUCACAUGUAUGUGUCUGCAGGUGGCUGCCCCUGCUGCCACUGGUGCUGGUGCUGGUGGUGCCGCUGGGGGGGAGGGAGACAAGAAGGAGGAGGACAACAACGACGAGGACCAACAACCAAACAAGGACACACACAACAACACCUCCUCGCCCCAGCAAAAGCAGCGCAAGAUCCCCGCCGCCACCGCCGCCAACGACCAGCAGCAGGCACAGCAGGCAGAGCAGGCAGAGGACCACACCAACGAGGAGGAGCUUUCCGAGAGGGCCAAAAUGAUGAGAGGUACAGUACCACACACAGGCGCCAACCCACCCCCUCCCAAAGACCCACAUUUGCUGUGUACCAUGUGUGUGUGCAGGAGGACUGCGUGGCGGCGCACGUGGUGGUGGUGCUGGUGGUGGUGUUGGGGGCAGUGGGGCCGGGGCGUCGGGGGACGGAGGUGCGUGUGAACAGAUGGCCAACCGCCCACACACUUGUGUGUAUCCCUCUGUGUGUGUGUGUGUGGACAUGUAUGGUAGUGUCGUAUCCGGGGGAGGCGGCUGACUCAGGUGGGUGUUGGGUGUUGCACAUCCAUCCAUCCAUCCAUCCGUCCAUCGGUAUGUAUGUGUGUGUGUUCAGCGACUGCUCAUCUGAAGCAGCUGUUGCUUGCAUUCGGCACCCAGUUCCUGCGGUCGGGCGAGGACACUCGGGCGCCAUACACGCCGCCACACCUGCUCAAGAGUAGUGACGAUGAUUGGUCAGUCAGUGAGAAAGAGAGAGAGAGAGGAACAGGAGAAGUGCAUCAAGCUCUGUGUGCGUGUGUCCCACCCUACACACACAGGUUUGUGCAGUAUCUGAAGGAGCGCGGGAUUCCUCCUCAAUACGUUGCCAUGGUACACACACACACAUACACACACCUCCCACACACAAGCAGGCAGAACACACUAAUACUUACUUCCACGGUAUAUAUCUGUGUGUGUCUGGUGUGGCCCCACACAGCGUCCCCCGACGCCCAAGAAGCGGCCCGAGGCUCAGCAGCACAAGCAGGACAGCAGUGCUAAGGACAUACACAAGAAGCUCCUGAGGUGUGCACCAAACACACAACACACAAAUCGAUAUCGGCGCAUCCAUGUGUAAAGACGUCUGUGUGCGUGUUGCCUUAGGUUGCUGAUUGGCACGGCCAGCGAGGAGGACACCUACGAGAAGGUGCGUGUGUGUGUGUGUCUGUGCGCCAAUAUCCCUAUGUGUGUGUGUGCGCGUGUGUGUGCAGGGUUCGCUGGAGGACACGGUCAUGACGUCCAUCCAGGAGCUCAACGGCAAAGUCAAAAAGGUCCGUCCACAUCCUCUCUCUCUCCCUCCUCUCUAGACAUACAUAGUUCAUUGUGUCUGUAAAUGGUUGUGUCAAUGUAAUUAAUGUGUGCAGAGCACAGGCAAGAAGAAGAAGGCCACCAAGAAGGCCGCCGCUUCCACCACACAGCAGAGGUAAAUAGGGUACCCACAAAUAUUGUAUACACACCCACCCGCGACAAUGCCCACAUACACGUGUGAUGUGUGAUGUGUGUGUGUGCAGGCGUUCGUCCAAGACCAAGAAGGGCAAGAAGCCACACCGGCAGCAGCAGCAGCAGCAGCAGGUGCGGCAGAAGGACGAUGAGGAGAUGGAGGCUUACAUGGACGAGGGAGACGAGGUAUGCACCACCCCAGCCCCACACCGACCGAGACACACACAUUCUUGUACCUCCCUCCCCAUGCUAUGUCCUCACUCAUAGGUGGACCACGAGGUGGCCCAGCUGCUUCUCCAGAUGCGCAACAACAGUAAGUACCACACACUGCACACACUGACGCCCACCUGGAUGUGUGUGUGUGUGUGUGUGUCUGCAGGCAGUAGGGCCAACAGGCGAGGAGGCAGCAAGGACGCAGUCGAGGUGGGCGGUGAGCACGACACACACACAUCCAUCCAUCCAUCCAUGAACGGAGACAUCAUGCGUGCGUGUGUGUGUGUGUGUGUGUGUGUGAAGGUUGAGGGGCCCGAGGAGGUGGGGAGUCAGCAGAAUAAGGAGACGGUGCUGGUGGAGGACGACAGGCACCACGACGAAUGACUCACUUCUCAAGUCACCGAUUGGUUGACAGACAGAUCCUCACGCGCACACACCACACCACCACAUCACAUCACAUCACAUUGCACACACACACACGGGGAGGGGAAGGCAGACACAAACAGGUCCUCUCCACACCACACCACACACACGCGUACCCUCACACGUAAGCUCAGCUCGUUUAUUGCAUGCCACCCAUCCACCCAGUGACCGAUGUGAUGGAUGGAUGGAUUGACCGAUUCAUGUCUCCCUUCAUGCCUUACUGGCGGAGCGGGGAUCGCAUCGUAUCGGAUGUGUGUGAGUGUGAGUGUGUGUGUCUGUCUGUGUGUAUUGUAUGUACGUAUGAGUACCAUUAAUGAACAUCUCACCAUCCAUCGAUCGCUGGGCCGGCUGGAUCGCUCGCUGGCUGGCGUGCGCUGCGCACCUGUGCAU
This is a messenger RNA of Vitrella brassicaformis, 5613 nucleotides long. NCBI's taxonomy places the organism in Eukaryota, Vitrellaceae. The record is from the annotation of a GenBank genome assembly.